Messenger RNA from Ctenopharyngodon idella (grass carp), 2976 nucleotides. Its product is annotated as gastrula zinc finger protein XlCGF57.1-like. The record is from RefSeq and is a predicted model, not a curated record. Bases 142 to 1377 code for a protein of 411 amino acids. Gene Ontology annotation, molecular function: DNA-binding transcription factor activity, RNA polymerase II-specific; RNA polymerase II cis-regulatory region sequence-specific DNA binding. The transcript has 6 exons. NCBI's taxonomy places the organism in Eukaryota, Metazoa, Chordata, Actinopteri, Cypriniformes, Xenocyprididae. Gene Ontology annotation, cellular component: nucleus. Gene Ontology annotation, biological process: central nervous system development; regulation of transcription by RNA polymerase II.
CUUUUGUGACCAGGGCUUUUAUUUUGGUGUGGCGAUGUGACGUCAUAAGGCUGCGCCACGCUAUGCUGGGUCUGUUGUGAAUCGGCUGAAGAAAGGAAAACUCCUGGUUCAGCUGCGAUCUUGUGACACACUAUUAUAAAGAUGGCGUUUAUUAAAGAGGAGAGUGAAGACAUAAAGAUUGAAGAAGCAUUCAGUGUGAAACAUGAAGAUACUGAGCAACAAACAGAUGUCCAUUCUGAGAUUCAGGAGAUAACUGACCUGAUGCAGCUGAUAGAGGACCGUCAAGAACUGGAUGAAUUUGUCCACAUGAGAGUUCACACCGGAGACAAGCCUUACACCUGCCAACAGUGUGGAAAGAUUUUCAGUCAAAAAAGAAACCUUAAAAUCCACAUGAGAGUUCACACUGGAGAGAAGCCUUUCACCUGCCAACAGUGUGGAAAGAUUUUCAGUCAAAAAAGAAACCUUACAAUCCACAUGAGAGUUCACACCGGAGAGAAGCCUUUUACCUGCCAUCAGUGUGGAAACAGUUUCACUCAAAAAUCAGGCCUUAAUGCCCACAUGAGAAUUCACACUGGAGAGACCCCAUUCACCUGCCAACAGUGUGGGAACAGUUACAGUCAUAAAUCAAGCCUUAAUGUCCACAUGAAAAUUCACACCAGAGAGAACCCAUGGUUUUCUAAAACCAUGUGUAUACCAGAACCGGCACAAAAUUCUCUUUAUAAAACCCAGUCAGCGGAAGAUUACCUGAUGCAGCUGAAAGAGGAGAGUCAAGAACUGGAGGAAAUGGAAGAGAAAAAUCAGCAUAUGAAAGAUCAUGAUUACAUAACUGGAGAAAAAUCUUUUAGUUGCUCAAUGACAGAAAAGGUCUCUUCACGAAAAAGAGCUCUGAAUACAGAAACUAGAAGUGAUUUCACCUGCCAACAGUGUGGAAAAAGUUUCUCUAGAAAAUCAAUUCUUAAUGGCCACAUAAGAAUUCACACUGGAGAAAAGCCUUUCACCUGCCAACAGUGUGGAAAGAGUUUCACUCAUAAAUCAAACUUUAAUCUCCACAUGAGAAUUCACACUGGAGAAAACCCAUUCACCUGCCAACAGUGUGGAAAGAUUUUCAGUCAAAAACGAAACCUUAAUGUCCACAUGAAAGUUCACACUGGAGAGAAGCCUUUCACCUGCCAACAGUGUGGAAAGAGUUUCACUCAAAAAUCAAACCUUAAUGUCCACAUGAGAAUUCACACCGGAGAGACCCCAUUCACCUGCCAACAGUGUGGGAACAGUUACACUCAUAAAUCAAGCCUUAAUGUCCAUAUGAAAAUUCACACUAGAGAGACCAUUCACCUGCCAAAUGUGUGGGAACAGUUACACUCAAAAAUCAGGCCUUAAUGUCCACAUGAGAGAUCACACAAGAGAAUCUGUUCACAUGUGAUCAUUGUGGAAAGAUUUUUUCACAUAAAGGACACCUUAAGGAACACAUGAGAGUUCACACUUGAGAGAAGCUGUUCACGUGAUCAGUGUGGAAGGAGUUUCAGAUGUAAAGUAACUCUUAAAACCCACAUUAAUUUACACGAGCGUUAAGGGAGAAAAUGGCAGUAGAAUAUCAAUAUCAAAAGUUGUCACAAUUGUCUGUCUUCCCUGAUAAUGCAGUUUCUUCCAAUGUGAAUCAUUGUUUCUCCAAAGUGGGUGGAAGUUCACCUCCUGCAGGUAACGCAGCCCUCCCUUGAGGAAGGGGUGACUAUACAAGUUUAUAUUUCCAGUGUAGACCUGAGUUCUGAACAGUUAAAAGAACAGUUUUUAUUUUUACAUCAGCAGGACUUUUCCUUGGAAGAACAUAAUUAGGUCAGAGAGUCCCAGUUUGAGAGUGCUACCAUCAGAUUCCAUCUCAGUUGUAUCAGGAAGUUUGUGCAUUGCUGCAGGAUAUGUUGGAGGUUGGUAUCAUUCAAAAGAGCUGUAGUAUAUGGGCCUCAAAAAUAGGUUUGGUAAAGAAGAAAGACCGGGCUCUUCGUUUUUUUGUUUAGAUUAAAGCAAACUGAACAAGGUAACACAGAGAUGCAUUUCCUCUACCCCAGGGAUGGGCAGCUUUGUUCCUGGAUGGCCAAUCUCCUGCAGAGUUUAGCUCCAAACCUGUAGCUUUCUAGUAAUCCUGAAGAAAUUGAUUAGCUCAUUCAGGUGUGUUUGAUUAGGGUUAAAGCUGAACUCUGCAGGACAAUGGCCCUCCAGGACCGAAGAUCUCUGCUCUGCCCCAUAUUGAAGAGUCACUGACCAUGUUGUCCAAAGCUUUUUUCUUUUUUUUUUUUUAACUUUGGAUCUUUGCAAGUUGUUACUGACAGGCCUAUCAUCGGGAUGUGACCAGGACCUAAGACAACUUUUAUUACACCUGAGUUAUAUGAAUUUGAUUGGAUGCCCUUUGGGCUUUGUAAUGCACCAGGGACCUUUCAACAUUUAGCCCUCUGGGGUCUGCAGAGGUGCCAGUGCAAUCACUGCAUUUUUUUCUGACUUAAAAUACUCUGUCAUUUUUUGUCAUACAGAAACAAUACAUCAUUUGAAACUGUAUUUUUAUUUGCAUACACAAUAACAACAAAACUUUGUGCUUUCUUAAAAUAAAGAAACAAACGGCGUGCUUUCUGAUGUCCGUCUCUGUGAACUUUCUGAAACGCAUCACAAAAAUGAAGAGAAACUCAGCGAAUACUUGCCACACAGACAUGAGAGAUGUGUCUUUAGAAAGCUUGAAGUGUCUACUUUCCCAGAUUGUUGGUGUGUUCAUGCAGUGUUAAUCCUGGCUGUGUUUGGGUCUCUCUGGCCUCGUUCCUGUUCUGGAAAAUCCCUGUCAAGACAGUUUUGGAUUACUGUUGGAUUCAUGUUGGAGGAUUGGUUGGCCCAUUGUAGUCUCUGCGCUACCAAGAAAUACUUUGCACCCACGAUGUCUGACCCUUGUUAUGUUUCCUUCUACUAUUUUCUUAAUAAACUGAAAUUUUCUGCAUUGUC